Messenger RNA from Thunnus maccoyii (southern bluefin tuna), 1153 nucleotides. RefSeq names its product immediate early response 2a (gene ier2a). Lineage: Eukaryota; Metazoa; Chordata; Actinopteri; Scombriformes; Scombridae. The transcript has a single exon. Bases 110 to 670 code for a protein of 186 amino acids. The record is from RefSeq and is a predicted model, not a curated record.
CUCGUACAACCGGUCUGUAUUGUGUCUGUGCGUGAAGUCAACGGGAGAGGCCGAUUUUACGAACUACAGUCUCAGUUUGUUUUGGCCUAGUUUCAAAAGAAGCUGUGACAUGGAGGUCAGCGCUGAGGCCAAGAGGAUCAUGGUCGUAGCUUUGGGGAAACUGUACAGCUCGCGCACCCAACGAGGGGGUCUCCGUCUCCACCGGAGCCUCCUGCUGACUCUGGUGAUGAAAUCCGCCCGGGACAUCUACCAUGCGGCCCAGGCGACGACGGACAGUGUUGCCUCUGAAUGUGUGCAGCAACACCCCUCCGUGGAGGUGACUACAACCCCUGCUGGUGCUCAUGUGGAGCCCCAGGUUCCCGCUUUGCUCGUCGCCGGACAGCUUCGGACUUCACCCCGAAUCCAGGAGGAGGUCGUAGGUUCACCCACGGAGCGGCGUACCAGCGCUGGAGACAAGGAGAAUUUGUGCCCUACUGGCCCCUCGAGGAAAAGACGGGGUAAAGCGGCCGCUGAGCCGGACUUUUUACCUUGCAAGAAAGCAAAACUUGAGCAGAACUGCCAUCAACAGCUCGCUGUUACCUCCGUUUUGAUUGACUAUGUGAACUGCGGCAGUGAACUGGGAGCACCCCCAACCCCCGUGCCUCUACACAGAGCCAUUGCAGUGUGUUGAAGUCCUGCGCAGCUACAAAUGAAACGAUUUGAACUUUUCGACACGGCCUGGAAGCCUGAAGGGCGCCUACAGUGGGCCUGUUCCAGGGCCGUCGGAUUAACACCCGGGCCAGUGUGUCCCAAAACAUGUCCCGAACAGGAACAAGCCGGGGCAUGUUACAGGAAUCACGGAAGCAGCCCAGUUAUUGCGUAGUAGUGACUUUUGGCCUGAUUAUGGCCUACAGCCUACCAAAUAAGGACUGACUUCAGCUGGCCAAAGGCGGAACUAAAGGAAUUAGUUCCUGUGGAUUUGACUUAAAGCUGCCUUCAUGAACUCAUAGAGAACAAGUUGUUGCUCUACUCAGAAAAUGUAACAUUCAGUGAAUGUGUUGAGGCCUGAUAUCAAUGCUGUCUGAAGAUGUGCACUGUGUUGAAUUCAAGUGUAAAACAUUCACUGACUACAACUACCUCAGUAUUUAUUAAACGUUUUCUACAUAAAGUGAAA